Setaria italica (foxtail millet) is the source of this 1788-nucleotide messenger RNA. RefSeq names its product methionine gamma-lyase. Bases 87 to 1529 code for a protein of 480 amino acids. Gene Ontology annotation, biological process: transsulfuration. NCBI's taxonomy places the organism in Eukaryota, Viridiplantae, Streptophyta, Magnoliopsida, Poales, Poaceae. The record is from RefSeq and is a predicted model, not a curated record. Gene Ontology annotation, molecular function: pyridoxal phosphate binding; carbon-sulfur lyase activity. Gene Ontology annotation, cellular component: cytoplasm. The transcript is spliced from 2 exons.
UUCCCUCCACCCCGCACUGCUCUCUGACCGAGUCCCAAGCCCCCGACCUCCUGCACUCCUCCCCUGCAACGCACCCACCCAUCCCGAUGGCCCAGGCCAUGGCCGCCGCCUCCGAGCUGAUCAGCACCACCCUGAAGCGCCCGUUCGGGAGCGACGGGCCACUCGGCGACGACAACGGCGGCGGCGCGCUCGCCCACGCCGACGAGAAGCCCAAGGCGCGCCGCCGGGAGGCGGACCCCGCGGCGGCGCUGGCCGCAGCGCGGCACGAGUUCGGGGAGCACGGCGGCGUGAACAUGUCCAUCGAGGCGUCGGCGACGUUCACGGUGAUGGAGCCGGACACCAUGCGGCGUCUCUUCGCCGGGGAGCUCGGCCCCGACCGCGGCGACAUGUACAUCUACAGCCGUCACUUCAACCCUACGGUGCUGGCGCUGGGCCGGCAGAUGGCGGCGCUGGAGGCCACCGAGGCCGCCUACUGCACGGCGUCGGGGAUGUCCGCCAUCUCCUCCGUGCUGAUGCAGCUGGUCGGGGUGGGGGGCCACGUGGUGGCGUCGAGGUGCCUGUACGGCGGCACCCACGCGCUGCUGUCCACGUUCCUGCCGCGGACCUCCGGGGUGCGCGCCACGUUCGUGGACGCCGACGACGAGGCCGCCGUGCGCGCCGCCGUGGUGCCCGGGGAGACGCGGGUGGUGUACGUGGAGACGAUGUCGAACCCGACGCUGGCCGUCGCGGACAUCCCGAUGCUGGCGCGGGUGGCGCACGAGGCCGGGGCCAAGCUCGUGGUGGACAACACCUUCACCCCCGUCGUCGUCACCCCGGCCCGCCUGGGCGCCGACGUCGUCGUCCACAGCGUGUCCAAGUUCAUCAGCGGCGGCGCCGACAUCAUCGCCGGCGCCAUCUGCGGGCCGGCGAGCCUGGUGAACGCGAUGAUGGACCUGCAGGAGGGCGCGCUGAUGCUGCUGGGCCCGACGAUGAACGCCAAGGUGGCCUUCGAGCUCUCGGAGCGCCUCCCCCACCUCCCCCUACGCAUGCAGGAGCACUCGCGCCGCGCCCUGGCGUUCGCGUCCCGAAUGCAGCGCCUGGGCCUGCGCGUCCUCUACCCGGGCCUCCCGGACCACCCGCACCACGCCCGCCUGAGCGCCAUGGCCAACCCGGGCUACGGCUCCGGCGGUAUGCUCUGCGUCGACAUGGGCACCGAGGACCGCGCCAACCGCCUCAUGCACCACCUCCAGAACACCACCCAGUUCGGCCUCAUGGCCGUCAGCCUGGGGUACUACGAGACGCUCAUGUCCUGCUCCGGGAGCAGCACCAGCAGCGAGAUGCCGCCCGAGGACCGCGCCAAGGCCGGGAUCUCGCCGGGGCUCGUCCGCAUGUCCGUCGGCUACAACGGCACGCUCGAGCAGCGUUGGGCGCAGUUCGAGCGCGCCCUCGCGCUCAUGCAGCCAGUACCGGCGCCGCUGCACCACAAGCCCGGCGCCGCCGCCGACCGCGACGUCCUCGACGCCGGCACCACCAUCCACCGCAAGCACUGACCGGCGCGCGUCCUCCCCCAACAGAUGUCAAGGGUGUGCCGGCAGGGAACAUGCAUGCUUCUGGUGUAUAUUACUAUUUACUACAGUACCAUUUAAGUGGGUAAAGGUUAAGUAAGCGCCGUCUGAUCCCUCUGGUUCAGAUGGAUAAGCCAGUGAGUGCAAGCCGCUUCAUCUCGGUCUGGGGAUCCUGGAAACGACAUGAAUAAGUGUGUCGUUGUAAUCAGUUGUUUGCUGCUAAUCGAACUUCAUCAGCAAGAAG